CCUCGCACCUCGCGACUGGCCGUCUUGCGCGAAGCUGUCAACGCUGUCAUAGCGUUUCCAGCGAAGCUGUCGUCGCCCUCGCUCGUCGUUCUCCUCUAUAGUCGCCCUUUCACCUUGACCGCGAGGAUAAAAGGCGAGACCGCGAGGAAAAUGUGAGUUCGCCCGAUCUUUCGAGGCGGACGCACUUCUUUCUAGGAAAGAAAAGUACGCGCGACAAUCGAACGAUCGCGUCGCGAUAAGCUACGGUUAUGUAUUUCGAUGGAGAGCUGUUUAACGACAAUGGCAGCAACGUCCCCGUCAAAGCGAAGACUUCAAAAGGAAUUGAUGUCUUUAAUACGCGAACCACCACCAGGUGUACACGUAGAUGGAGAAAUGGUGGGACAGAAUUUGACACAAUGGAUUGUUUAUAUGGAAGGUGCUAAAGGCACGCUGUAUGAAGGAGAACAAUUUCAGCUUCAAUUUAAAUUCAGUUCUAAAUAUCCGUUUGAUUCACCAGAAGUGACUUUUAUUGGUGGAAAUAUUCCUGUACAUCCACAUGUUUAUAGCAAUGGUCAUAUUUGUUUGUCUAUAUUAACGGAGGAUUGGUCUCCUGCUCUCAGCGUGCAAAGCAUUUGCCUGAGUAUUAUUUCCAUGUUGAGCAGUUGUACAGAGAAGAAAAGGCCAUCUGACAAUACAUUGUAUGUUAGAACUUGCAACAAGAAUCCAAAAAAAACAAAAUGGUGGUAUCAUGAUGACAGUGUCUAACAUUGAACAUCACAUCUAAAAGAUCUAUCCAACUAAAGAUCUAACCAACUUGUCAACAUGGAAAAAUUGUUGGACCAAGUGGGAUAACAUUUAAACUUGAUGCAUUAAAUUAAUUUUGCAUACCAUAUUCUAUAGUGAUUUCACAAUAUAUAAUAGGAAAUUAGAUGCAUAAUUUUAAGAAAAGACAAGGCUACAACCUACUUACUAUUACAGUUAUAGAAUUAAUGUGAACUGCGCGAGUUGUUUAAUUAUAAAUUAUUGCAAUGUUGCUGAUAGUAAAAAAAUAUGCAUAUUAUAGUUAUACAGAACUAUUAUUGCAAAAGUCAGUUUAAAUGCUAGAAAGAGAGACAGACAGGAUGUAUUCAUUAUUUAUUAUUAAGAUAUUAAUAUAUGAAAUUUUUCUCUCCUGUUGUGACAAAGAAGAUUUAGAUAUUAAAAAAUAAUCAUUUAAUAUAUUUAGAAGACAAACUGAAUAUUGUUACUGCUGCAUAUAUACAUAUUACACUUGCUUAUACAUUCUAAGAAUCAUUUUCACUGUGUUAUUUUCAAUAAAACUCGAUAAUUGAUUUAAUGAUGUAAUAUUAAAUUUCUUAAAUAAUUUAUUAAAAUAAUUUAAUCUCUCUAAUCAUUAAUUUAAUCAUUAAUAUCUAAUCAUUAAUAAUUUGUUAUUUAUUUGACUUUAUUUAAACAAAUUGAAUUGCAAACAACUAUUAACCCUUUCUCAACAAUUUCCCUUCCAAAUCUCUCUUUCUAGAUUCAGAUUUUUCAAAAAUCCAGUAUUUUUGUCUGCAUAAAGAAUAGAUAUUGUUUAUUUUUAUAUUUUAAAAAUAUUUUUCUCAAUUUCCUAUUUUUUUGAAAACAAAAAUUACAAUUUGGUUUUUAUUUGCAAAUUUGGUUGUACAUAUUAUAUUGAUUUUAGCCGAAUCUUGUAAUUUUAUACAACUCAAAUUGAUGCGACCACGCAUUUAAACUCAAUAUGAUAUCAAAUAUGAUAUGAAAGCUAUCGUAUUAAUACGGUAGCAUUAAAAAAAGAUAUCGAUUGAGACUGUAGAAAUUAUCAUCUUAUAUAUGUGUGUAUGCGCAUAAUUGUAUUUCAUUAUAUCAUAUAUAUACAUAUAUAAAUUUUCCAAAAUAUUGCGAAACUAUUGAUAAAGCGCGUAUUUAAGCAUACAUGUUCAUUUAUUGUUGGUUCGCUAUAAUUAUUAUGAUGUAGAAUAUUUGUAUAAGUUCAAUGAUUUACCAAUAUGUAAUAUAUUUUUAGCAAAAUACUGAAAUAAGAUGUCUACAUUAACAUCUCAA
Messenger RNA from Camponotus floridanus (Florida carpenter ant), 2043 nucleotides. RefSeq names its product ubiquitin-conjugating enzyme E2 W. The record is from RefSeq and is a predicted model, not a curated record. NCBI's taxonomy places the organism in Eukaryota, Metazoa, Arthropoda, Insecta, Hymenoptera, Formicidae. The transcript is spliced from 4 exons. Bases 259 to 744 code for a protein of 161 amino acids.